AUGGCUUUACAAUAUGCGCCGACCACGAGAAACGUGGAUCACACAAAGUCCGAUGGUGAACUCGCGAUCAACAUAAGAAAGGCGACGAGUAUUGAGGAGACAGCUCCAAAGCGCAAGCAUGUGCGCAGCUGUAUUGUUUAUACUUGGGAUCACAAGUCCUCGGGGGCUUUUUGGGCGGGGAUGAAGGUACAACCUAUCCUCGCGGAUGAAGUACAGACCUUCAAGGCCUUGAUCACCGUCCACAAAGUCCUGCAAGAAGGUCACCCCUCCACCCUCCGCGAAGCAAUGUCGAACCGAAAUUGGAUCGAUAGUCUAAACAGAGGAAUGUCCGGAGAAGGACUUCGAGGAUACGGACCAUUGAUCAAAGAAUAUGUAAACUUUCUGCUCGCCAAACUCUCGUUCCAUAGCCAACAUCCGGAUUUUAAUGGAACUUUCGAAUAUGAGGAGUAUAUCAGUCUGAAGGGAAUAAAUGAUCCUAAUGAAGGCUACGAAACCAUUUCUGAUCUGAUGCAGCUUCAAGAUCGCAUAGAACAAUUUCAGAAGUUGAUUUUCUCACAUUUCAGACCCGGUGGAAACGGAAACAAUGAAUGUAGGAUAUCUGCGCUGGUACCAUUGGUGCAGGAGAGUUAUGGAAUUUAUAAAUUCAUCACUAGCAUGUUGCGAGCCAUGCACACCACAACUGGGGACGACGAUGCGCUCGAGCCUUUGCGAGGCAGAUACGACGCUCAGCAUUACCGCCUUGUAAAAUUCUACUAUGAAUGCUCCAAUCUCCGAUAUCUUACGAGUCUUAUCACUGUACCGAAACUCCCACAAGAACCGCCAAACCUGCUUUCCGAAGACGAGACUGCUCCUCGCUUACCCCAAAGACCGAAACAAGAAAUCGAGCGACAGAUUACUCCACCAGCACCACCGAAAACCGAAGAGCCAGGGGACAUUGGGGAGUUCUGGAAAAAUGAGCAGGCUCGGCAGAAUAGAGAGUAUGAAGAUCAGCAAAGGGCGCUAGAGCAACGUCAGCAGCAACAGUUGUAUGAGCAGCAGCAAGCGGCCCUUCAAGCUCAGCGAGAUUUCGAGGAACAACAGCGGCAACUUGCUGAGCAGCAGAGACGGGAACAGGAGGCUCUUCUUGCUCAGCAGUAUCAGCAGCAAACUCAGGGUCGUAUGCAACAACUCGAGCAGGAGAACUUCGAUGCACGUGCUCAGUAUGCUCGUGAUCAAUUGACACUGCAACAGUAUGACCAGAAACUCAAGGCGCUGGAGAAUGAGCUUGCUCAGCUUCAAAACAGCUACGGUCAACAGAUGGGAAGCAAAGACGAUCAGAUUCGAGCCCUUCAAGAGCAGGUCAACACGUGGCGGACAAAAUAUGAAGCGCUUGCGAAAUUGUACUCACAAUUACGACAUGAGCACCUGGAUCUCCUGCAGAAGUUUAAGGGUGUUCAAUUGAAAGCGGCCUCUGCGCAGGAGGCAAUUGACAAGCGUGAAAAGUUGGAGCGCGAGAUCAAGACCAAGAACCUGGAACUUGCCGACAUGAUCCGAGAAAGAGACAGAGCUCUUCACGACAAGGAUCGCCUUUCUGGUGGAAAUCGGGAGGAAGUAGAGAAGCUCAAGCGGGAAUUACGCAUGGCUCUCGAUCGUGCUGACAACUUGGAGAGGAGUAAAGGCAAUGAACUUUCCUCCAUGCUUUCAAAAUAUAAUCGAGAAAUGUCAGAUCUCGAGGAGGCUCUUCGAAAGAAAUCACGUGCCCUCGAAGAAGUGCACUCCAAGUAUAGCGAGGGUGGUUCUGAUGCGGAGCGCUUGUUGAGUGAAAAAGAGGCCGAAUUAGAAGUGUACAAGCAGAGUUGGGAGGAGUCUCUGCUUAAGCUGAACGAAUUGGAAAUGUCAAAGGGUGCAACCGACCAAGCUUUAGAUGGCGAGAUCGAUGCCAUGCUCCUCUCCAACAUUGAAAAGAUCAACGACAUCAUCGACUCGGUUCUACAAAGUGGUGUUCAGCGUGUUGAUGAUGCUAUUUACGAACUGGAUUCAUCUAUGCAGGCCGGAAAUCAAAAUGCGACGCCUUCAUACGUUCUCUCGCAGAUUGAGAAGGCUUCCUCAUCAGCUACCGAAUUUGCUACGGCUUUCAACAAUUUUAUUGCGGACGGUCCAAACAGUAGCCAUGCUGAAAUUAUCAAAACCGUUAAUGUCUUCUCCAGUUCCAUGUCAGAUGUUCUCAGCAAUACCAAGGGUCUCACGAGGCUCGCCACGGACGAGAAGAAGGCGGAUCAACUCGUCAAUGGAGCACGACAGUCUGCACAAGCUACUGUUAGAUUCUUCCGCAACUUGCAGAGCUUCCGCCUCGCGGACCUAGACGAAGAAGCGCGGUUGGAGGUCUCCAUCAAUAACAUGAGUGAAGUGCAGAGAAAUCUCCAAAAUCUGAACAAGAUGGUGGAUGUAUUCGCACCAAAUUCUGGCCUAAUCAGUAAGAACAAGGGUGAUCUCGGUGAUCUUGUCGACAACGAAUUGAGUAAAGCUGCAGAUGCUAUCAGUGCUGCAGCUGCACGUCUCGCUAAACUCAAGUCCAAACCCAAGGAUGGAUACUCAACUUACGAAUUACGAAUUCACGACUCAAUAUUGGAUGCUGCGAUUGCAGUAACAAACGCCAUCGCAAGACUGAUCAAGGCAGCAACCGUCUCGCAGGCAGAGAUUGUCCAGGCUGGUAAAGGCACAGGUGACAAAACUGCUUUCUACAAGAAAAACAACCGUUGGACUGAAGGACUCAUUUCCGCUGCCAAGGCUGUGGCUUCUUCCACCAACACAUUAAUUGAGACCGCCGACGGCGUUCUAUCCGGGCGUAAUAGCCCCGAGCAGUUGAUCGUUGCAUCUAACAACGUGGCGGGCUCAACGGCUCAAUUGGUGGCUGCUAGCAGAGUCAAGGCUGGCUUCAUGAGCAAAUCCCAGGAGUCACUGGAGCAGGCCAGCAAAGCCGUUGGCGCGGCCUGUCGCUCCCUUGUGAGACAGGUUCAGAGUAUGAUUGAAGAUCGUAAUGGUGGAGAGGAACAGGUGGAUUAUGCCAAGAUGGGCGCUCAUGAGUUCAAGAUUCAGGAGAUGCAGCAGCAGGUCGAGAUUCUACAACUUGAAAAUGGAUUGGCCGCGGCGAGGAAGAGACUCGGUGAGAUGCGUAAGGUUUCUUAUCAGGAAGAGUAG
This is a messenger RNA of Glarea lozoyensis ATCC 20868, 3177 nucleotides long. Its product is annotated as I/LWEQ. Gene Ontology annotation, molecular function: phosphatidylinositol-3,4-bisphosphate binding; clathrin-cargo adaptor activity; actin filament binding. The transcript is spliced from 5 exons. The coding region runs from base 1 to 3177 and encodes 1058 amino acids. Gene Ontology annotation, cellular component: clathrin-coated vesicle; actin cortical patch. Lineage: Eukaryota; Fungi; Ascomycota; Leotiomycetes; Helotiales; Helotiaceae. The record is from RefSeq and is a predicted model, not a curated record. Gene Ontology annotation, biological process: clathrin coat assembly; endocytosis; actin filament organization.